CUUUCUUUCUCGCUGCUUUCACCUACAGGACUAAAAGUAAUGCCCCUCCUCUUGCGAUUUUUAUCACGAUCUAAAUAAAACAUUUAUCUUUUGUGAAACAUGAAAGACACGACGGGAGCGCACUCUUUCUUCGAUGGGAUUUAAAGCAAGGCGUGUUUGUUUUAUUUAUUUAUUUAUUUGUAUUUGUGUGCGUGGAUAAGAUCAUCACCGCAGCUCGGAUGUGAGUUUAUGAUCCAGCUCUGAGGCGCGAGCUUUCCCCCUUCUUCUUCUUCUUCUUCUUCUUCUUCUUUUUUUAAAAAAAUAUAUAUAUAUUGCGGGAUUAUGAUUUUGGAUAAAAGCUCCAUGGAGGAGCCCGACAUCGACGUUGUUGGAGAACAGGAUAAAGAUGCUCAAGUUCAAACAUCAAGGAGUGACUGCAGGAUCCAGGAGAAGGAUCCAGGAGAAGAGGCGAAGCGCAGCGACGUGUCCGGUGUCGCGUGCGUGAAACCGCCGUACUCCUACAUCGCGCUCAUCACCAUGGCAAUCCUGCAGAGCCCCCGCAAGCGGCUGACCCUCAGCGAGAUCUGCGAGUUCAUCAGCCGCCGCUUCGCCUACUACCGCGAGAAGUUCCCGGCGUGGCAGAACUCCAUCCGGCACAACUUGUCGCUCAAUGACUGCUUCGUGAAAAUGCCACGAGAGCCCGGAAAUCCCGGAAAGGGCAACUACUGGACCUUGGACCCCAUGUCCUCUGAUAUGUUCGAAAACGGUAGUUUCCUGCGGCGCAGGAAGCGCUUCAAGCGGCACCACUGCUUCACCAAGGACGCGGAAACGCCUCUUCCGGGAUUCCCGCUCGGAUCUUACACUUCAGCUUUACCGGUCUCGGCUCUGGAUCUCUACCUCGAGCGUUCACCUCCUCAUCCUCAUCCUCAUCCUCCUCAUCCUCCUCCUGCUCUUGUCUCACCUGUCGGCAGCCUUUUACCUGCGCUGUCCACUCUUCUGAAAGGCUACCUCCCGCAUCCAUCACGCACUCUCACACUCGAGUGCUCGCGCGCUCCUUUCCCCGGCGCCCAGCUCGCACCUCCGGCCGCUCUUCCUCCUCUUCCGCCGAGUUUGUACUCUCUUCAGCAGGAAUAUCACAAACUGCAGGCUCUGCACAACACCGCGCUCACUACCAAACUUUUACAGCGGUUCGGUGACGCAACACUGUAAUGCAUUUUAUUAACUUAAAAUCUAUGAAAUUGUGUGUUCUCUAAACAUUACUAGUUCAGCCUAUAUAUGAAGACUUGACACAAAAGAACACACAUAGUUAUAAUAUAGGAAGAACAUUAAUAAUCCCGACAACUGUGGAAUUAUCCAAGGAAAGUCCUGGUAAUUGUGUUUUUUUGUUUGUUUUGUUUUUGUUUUUAUUCCAAACUUAAAAAUAAAAAAAAUAUAAAAAAAAUUAUGGAUUGUAUUUUUUUUUUACUGAAUGAAACUUUCCCUUGAUUUUUGUUGAAAUGUACUGUGUCUACAACACUCUCCUAUAUGACAAUGAUCUAGCACUAGAGAACAAGAGCAAAAAAUAUAUUAUAUAAAAUCAUUAAAGUGUUAUCCUUUA
Ictalurus punctatus (channel catfish) is the source of this 1576-nucleotide messenger RNA. RefSeq names its product forkhead box protein D1. NCBI's taxonomy places the organism in Eukaryota, Metazoa, Chordata, Actinopteri, Siluriformes, Ictaluridae. The record is from RefSeq and is a predicted model, not a curated record. The transcript has a single exon. Gene Ontology annotation, biological process: anatomical structure morphogenesis; regulation of transcription by RNA polymerase II; cell differentiation. Bases 322 to 1188 code for a protein of 288 amino acids. Gene Ontology annotation, molecular function: DNA-binding transcription factor activity, RNA polymerase II-specific; RNA polymerase II cis-regulatory region sequence-specific DNA binding.